AUGUUAUGGAAAUGUCUUGGUGAAAAACAUAUUCUUCCACAUGUAACAGACUUAGAUGAACUUAAAUUAAAUAAAAUAAAAGAAUAUGCUGAAACAGCAGUCCUACUCAAUCUUCGAGGAGAGCCACGUUCAACAGGAACAAGCACAGCUACCGUACCUAAAUCUGUUGCUUCAUCUAUAAAUACAGCAACUAUGACAAAAAAAUCAGGUGGUGCAACUAUAGUGACACCUGAUGUUACAGCUAAUAAAGAUGAAGAAUCAACAAGUCCAGCACCAACAACUAAACCAACAACUGCUGCAAAGAAAAAGACAACAACAGCUAGUAAAUCUCCAGCAACAACAAACGAACCUGUAGAAGAAAAAAGACGAGAACCAAGACCACCAAAGGUACGCAGUGAAAAACCAAUUGACGAUCCGGAAUGGCAAAAAUUACAACCGGAUGAAAAAGUACAGCAUAAAUUAUGGAAUGCACGUUUAGCCGGUUAUGAAGAAUGUGGAAAACUUUUUGCUAUGCAAGAUUCAAGCAAAAGUGGAGAAUUUGAAGAUUAUUUAGAUCUUUUGCCAAGAUUUGUUCAAGAUACAAAUGAAAAUGCUAAAGAAAAAGGUUUAGAAGCUUUACUUAUUUUUAUUCAAGAAGCAUAUGUUGCACGAACAACUGUUGGUGAAAUUGUUCCAAUAAUCAUGAGUAAAUGUCUUACUGGAAGAGCAAAAACUAAAGAACGUGCUUUUGAUAUUCUUCUUAUGUAUAUUGAAAUUGAUAAAAAUGCUGAAAUAGAAGAAGAAUUAAUCAAAGGUCUUGAAAAUAAACAACCAAAAAUUGUUCAAGCUUGUCUUGAAUUACUUCGACGAGCAUUAAGUGAUUUUGGUUCAAAAGUUCUUCCAAUAAAACCAUUCCUACCAAAAGUUAUUCCAUUACUUGAAGAUCGUGAUAAAACUGUACGUGAUGAAGCAAAAUUAUUACUUGUUGAAAUUUAUAAAUGGGUUGGUAAACAAACUCUUACACCAAUGAUACAAAAUGUUAAACCUAUUCAAAUGCAAGAAUUACAAACUGAAUUUGAUAAAUUAGAUUUAA
This is a messenger RNA of Rotaria sordida, 1072 nucleotides long. The record is from the annotation of a GenBank genome assembly. Lineage: Eukaryota; Metazoa; Rotifera; Eurotatoria; Philodinida; Philodinidae.